CUGACAUCUCUGACAAAAGAUCUAUCGCCGCUCUCUCGGACCAGCACAGCACGCAACACCUCUUGCAUUUCUCGGCGGACUCGGACCCCCGCUCAGCCAGCAUCGAGCAACGGCCACGCUCGUGAUUGCCGAGGCCGACGAGGUGAUUGAGCGGACACGCCAGUCCGCUUACUCGCUGCCUAAAUACAACCGGCCAAACAACAGCCGCAGCACGCCAAGUGCUGAUAAUCGUGGUCGUCGUCGCGUCCGAACAGACAGAAAUUUAGCCACACUCAGAGCAAAAGCAACAGCAGUAGCAAGCACACACGCACACACGCACGACCCGGCACGAUGAGCCUCAAGCCGCUGUCGACAAUCCACCCAAACGGUAAUGGGAACGGAGCCGAGCCUGGCCCCAGCUACUCCGGUAUAGGAAAUGGCAAUGGCAACAAUGGGCAAAGGAGGCAAAGGAGCCCCGACUCGGAGGAGAGGGGCAUGGGCAAGAAGCAGCGUGCGAUCACGGCCUGCGAAGCAUGUCGCCAACGGAAAAUCGCAUGCGCCGGUGGCCACCCCUGUGCACGGUGCGAGCAAGACUCUCGCGAGUGCUACUACGCCGACCGGCCGAACCGGUCCCCACUAACGCGUGCUCGCAUGACCGAGCUCGAGACAAGAAUCGACGUCUACGAGCAGCUGUGGGACUCGAUUUUCUCGGGCUUCAGCCUGCCCGAAGCGUUCGCGCGGUGGGGGGAUAUCGGACUCUCUGGAGCGCGAUCGCUAGCACUCGAGACACUGCCGCGGCCGGCGUCGGCCGGCCGAAGCCCGCACCCUAACGCGCACCGGGAAAGAGAACGGCCACGCGAGUCGUCCUCGAGGUACGGCACACCACAUAUGCCCGUCUCCCGGGUCAUGUCCCCCGUCCCAGCGGGCGAGUACGACCCCGACCACCCGCACGCGUUCGUCGUGGAGCCCAACCGCGACCCGGGGACAUACGAGUGGCAUGAGGACCCCGACACGGGCGGCCAGGUCGCCCUCGAUGGCAUGGGAUCGCUCGCCAACGGCGAAGAGGGCGUCAGCUACAUGGGCUUGUCGUCCGGCGCGACAUUUGUCAACGUAAUCCGGAGACUGACGCCGAACCACACGCUGUCGGUGUCGCCAACGUCAUUCACCGUGUCGCCUGGGAACGUGUCAGGCCUGGACGUUGCUGGAGUGCUCAAGCGCCCCGAUGCGCCGCCAUCAUCACGCCGUUCCGUGUCGACACACCGCGCCAUGAAGCCGCUGCCGCCGCUGACAGAGAUCCUGCCGCUGGUGGACAGCUACUUCCGCUACUUCCACGGUAACACACCGCUCGUCCACGAGCCGACCAUCCGCGCGCAGAUUAUGGGCGCGCUCCCCGUGUCCAAGUCACCUGGGUCCGAGGUCUUGCUGUACAUGAUCUUUGCGAUGGGUGCGUUCGACGGCGCGACAGACGAGAGCGACCCGGGCUAUGCGUACUACGAGGUUGCGCGGUCGGCGCUUCAGCGCGACAUGCUGGAAGAAGGGUCGCUGCAGCUCGUGCAGGGCUUAGCCAUCAUGGCCAACUACCUCCAGCGCGCGAACCGCCCAAACGCCGGAUACUUGACGCUCGGCCUGGCUAUCCGCAUGGCUGUCGGAUUGGGUCUUCACACGCCGUUUGCUGGAUGGCAUGGGUCUCCACUGGAGAAGGAGAUGAGGUCUCGAGUGUGGUGGUCCAUCAUCUCGCUCGAGUCUGGGUGCUCAGUCACGUUUGGCCGCCCACAGGGCCUCGGAUCAGUGUACCUCGGUGCCGUACCGCUCCCCAUCAACUGCUCUGACGAGCACUUGACAGUGUCAAGCGAGACACGGCCCCACAAUGUGUCGGAUAUCACGUCGUACUCGGCGGUUAUUAUGCAGUCGACGCUGGCGCGCAUAGCAACCAUGGUGCACGACCGGAUCCUCCAGUCACACACUCCCACGCUGGAGCAGAUCAAGCGCUACGACGCCAAGAUUGUCGCGGCAAUUUCCACGCUACCAGCCGAGUGGCACAACCCGGCUGGGCCUUAUCGCCUGGCAAGGUCGGUACAGGUGUGGCGUAUCCGUGACUUCCGCGCGAUCCUGUACCGCCCGAUCCUGCUCGCCGCGGCCUGGGACGCACGGAAUGGCAACCACCUGUCCAUCUCACCGGGUAUGCGCGAGGCGAUCGAGACGUGCCGGUCGCUCGCGCUCGACAACCUGCACGACAUGGGCGAGUACACGAACACUGAGGGCGACUUUGCGCGCGGCGCAGAGUGGUACACGCUCUUCUUUGCUUUCCAAUCUGCCCUGACCAUUCUCCUGUCGGUAGUCAUGGAGCCCAACCACCCGUCGGUCGGCACUUGGCGCAUCGUGAUCCAGACCACGGCGGGCUGGUUCCGCCAGCUCAAGUCGCUGCGUACGGUGGGCAACACGUACGCCACGAUCCUGGAGAACAUUAUCGGCACGGUGCCGAGCUCUGUCGGCGACGGGGUUAUCCCAACGCCUGUCUCGUGGCCGCCCAUGGUGGAGGAGGGCCAGAACGCGACCAUCCUCGAUGUGGAGCGCUACUGGCUCGAAAUUAUGGGCAACGAGCUCGCCCUCCCCAACAUCAACGCGUCGGGAGGCUGGGACCACCUGUUCCAGAACAACGGGUUUCAGUUUUAGUAGUUUGUAGUAUUAGUAUCCGUAUCUUGGGCUGUAUCUGUAUGUACA
This is a messenger RNA of Vanrija pseudolonga, 2700 nucleotides long. Its product is annotated as putative transcriptional regulatory protein. The record is from RefSeq and is a predicted model, not a curated record. Gene Ontology annotation, biological process: DNA-templated transcription; positive regulation of transcription from RNA polymerase II promoter by galactose. Gene Ontology annotation, molecular function: DNA-binding transcription factor activity, RNA polymerase II-specific; zinc ion binding; RNA polymerase II cis-regulatory region sequence-specific DNA binding. The transcript has 6 exons. The coding region runs from base 331 to 2652 and encodes 773 amino acids. Lineage: Eukaryota; Fungi; Basidiomycota; Tremellomycetes; Trichosporonales; Trichosporonaceae. Gene Ontology annotation, cellular component: nucleus.